GAGCACCCCAUCGCCGCAAAACUUAAAGCCGCGCUCGACGCGACGCACGUCGCCGUCGAGGACCUGUCCGACGGCUGCGGCGCCAAACUCAAGAUCACCAUCGUGUCGGCCAAGUUCGAGGGCCUCCCGCUCCUCAAGCAGCACCGCCUCGUCAACGACGCCGCGAAGGACGAGCUCAGCGCGGUCCACGCCUUCAACCUCAAGACGUUCACGCCCGCGAAGUGG
Molecule: messenger RNA, 225 nt
Organism: Aureococcus anophagefferens
Lineage: Eukaryota; Pelagophyceae; Pelagomonadales; Pelagomonadaceae
Exons: 1
Biological process (GO): intracellular iron ion homeostasis
Cellular component (GO): nucleus; cytosol
Molecular function (GO): 2 iron, 2 sulfur cluster binding
Source: RefSeq, a predicted model, not a curated record